GCCAUAUUCUAUCGUACCUUAUAUACAUAGUGACACGUGCUGAACAUUACAAACUUUAUUUAAAAAGAAAAAAAUUAUCUAUAAUCGAUAUUAAUUAUAUUAUUGAUUAUAUUAAUCAAUUUUGUUAUAGGUGAGGAAAAAAGAAUUAUUUGUUAUUUAUAGUGAAAGUUAUAAUGUAGUUGAAACUUUUGAACAUUCUUAAAAGAAUCAAAAUAAUGGCAAAAUCAUUACGUAGCAAAUGGAAGAGAAAAUGCAGAGCUGUUAAGAGAGAACGUUAUGGUGCGAAAGAACUUGUCAGAUUGAAAAAGACUCUUGGUAUCGAUGAAAAUGGUGAUAUUGAAAUGCCAGAGAUAUCUGAGAUUGCUAAAGUGGUUGAUGCAAAAGACAUAAAAGAAAAUUCUAAAACAAAGGAAAAUCAUAAAAGUGAUAGUACAGAGAAAAUGGAAGUAGACAGUGGUAGAGUAUACGAUAAAAAAACAUUAAAGGAUCAAUAUGGAAAUUAUCCUAUUUGGAUGAAUAGACGAAAGAUAAUGAAACAUAAGAAGGGAAGAGCAAAAGCUGAUAAAGGUACUACGAAAACAAGCAAAAGAUUAACUAGGCGACAGAAAAAAGAAUUGAAACAGAAAAAGUAAUGUUGUACAUUUAUAAUUAUUAAAUGGUAAAUGUUUAUUUUGACACAAGAUAAAAAUAUACAAAAAUAUUAGAAUCAAUCAAAUCAAAAAUUUAAUAUUUAUGAAAAUAUUAAUUAAUAUUAAUCAAUAAGAGAUCCUUACGCUUAGUUUAUAUUUCUUUUUAUUAUAAAGCUGCGUACAAAGAUUCGUAAAAUUAUUUAAAUUACAUAUAACACUAUAUGGUACUAACUAUCAUAUAAAUGCUAACGUGGCAGUGACACCGGUACCUCAUAUUUUCAUCAAGAAGAAUUUCAUGCAAACGCCAUAACAAUACGAUCGUGAUACGUUUCACAUUUCACGAUAGUGUAUCUAAAUUAAAAGUUUAUAGAUCCAGAAUUGAUUGGCAAAGAA
Vespa velutina is the source of this 1022-nucleotide messenger RNA. Its product is annotated as protein LLP homolog. Gene Ontology annotation, biological process: dendrite extension. The transcript is spliced from 3 exons. Bases 216 to 632 code for a protein of 138 amino acids. The record is from RefSeq and is a predicted model, not a curated record. Gene Ontology annotation, cellular component: nucleolus. Gene Ontology annotation, molecular function: RNA binding. Lineage: Eukaryota; Metazoa; Arthropoda; Insecta; Hymenoptera; Vespidae.